Molecule: messenger RNA, 612 nt
Organism: Neltuma alba
Lineage: Eukaryota; Viridiplantae; Streptophyta; Magnoliopsida; Fabales; Fabaceae
Exons: 5
Coding region: 1-612 (203 amino acids)
Source: RefSeq, a predicted model, not a curated record
AUGAUUCCCCUAGAGUUUGAGCCAGAGGUCUACGGUCGACCCUUGUCAGAUUAUGUCACGAAUGAAGUAUUGAAAGAAAUUCUGACGCAUGGAAUGGCCAGCACAAAUGCCUAUAACUUUUAUAUCAGAUAUCUUUUCAAGAACUUUAUAGCCCCCAGUGGCCUUGAUGACAAGUUCAAGAUUAUCAGCCCCCACACUUUCGCUAGCCACAUACCUGAUAUGAAGAAAGAUUUAUCCAGAGACUUGUUGGAUAUCUUCAUUUCUAGGGCAGUACCGGGGUCUCAGACUUUGUUUUUGGCGCCUUACUGUCAAGGGGCUUUGUGGCUAUACCGCACAAAUCAAGCCUUACCCUGCCCCCCGGUAAAAAACGGCCAAUUGGACGAUACCUUCCCAUGGAAGAAAGUGAAGUGCCCAUGUCAGCCCAAAAAAAGCUCCCAUUGUGGAUAUUGCGUGAUGAAAUUUAUGAAGGAGAUAAUUAUGCACAAUGCUGACACAAUCCCUACGCAGUACUUUACUGACACAUAUUGCACAGUGUAUUCAUCCGCUCAGAUGGAAGAAAUCGUUGAAGAGUUGGCGAUGGCCUUAUUCUGUCAGUGGGCACAAAAUAGAUAG